Rosa rugosa (rugosa rose) is the source of this 828-nucleotide messenger RNA. Its product is annotated as probable protein phosphatase 2C 11. Lineage: Eukaryota; Viridiplantae; Streptophyta; Magnoliopsida; Rosales; Rosaceae. Gene Ontology annotation, molecular function: protein serine/threonine phosphatase activity; cation binding. Gene Ontology annotation, cellular component: cytosol; nucleus. Gene Ontology annotation, biological process: protein dephosphorylation. The record is from RefSeq and is a predicted model, not a curated record. Bases 1 to 828 code for a protein of 275 amino acids. The transcript is spliced from 10 exons.
AUGAUCUUUGCGCGUUUUCUCACUGGGAGCUAUAAUGCAAAGUUCAACUACGGAUUUUCCAGUUUCAAGGGUAAAAGACCUUCUAUGGAGGAUUAUUUUGAGGCAAAGAUAUCAGAUGUUGAUGGACAAAUGGUUGCCUUUUUUGGUGUUUUCGAUGGUCAUGGAGGCUCAAGAACUGCAAAAUACCUGAAAGAGAACAUUUUCAACAAUUUAAGUGGUCACCCAGAAUUUAUCAAAGACACAAAGAUAGCUAUUGUUGAAGUAUUUAAACAGACAAAUGUUGAAUACAUCAAUGAAGAGAAAGGUGAUCAAAAAGACACUGGCUCAACUGCAUCAACCGCUUUGUUGUUAGGGGAUCGGCUUUUCAUUGCAAAUGUUGGUGAUUCAAGAGUAGUCGCCGGGAGAGCUGGUUCAGCUAUCGCCUUGUCCAAUGACCAUAAACCUGAUAGAUCUGACGAACGUCAAAGAAUUGAAGAGGCCGGAGGUUUUGUUAUGUGGGCAGGAACAUGGAGGGUUGGUGGUGUUCUUGCUGUUUCCCGUUCAUUUGGUGACAAAGUACUUAAACCAUUUGUUGUUGCGGACCCAGAAAUUCAUGAAGAAGAGAUUAAUGGCGUAGAUUUCAUAAUUAUCGCAAGUGAUAGACUUUGGAAUGUCAUAUCAAACAAUGAUGUGGUGGCUAUAGUGCAGGAUAUUAACGAAGUAGAAGAAGCAUCUAGAACACUCGUUGAAGAAGCUUACGCGCGAGGGAGCUCAGACAACAUAACUUGUGUUGUUGUCCGAUUUAAUACUUUAGAAUCACCAGGAGGUUCAAACUCUUCCUCUGUGUGA